Parasteatoda tepidariorum (common house spider) is the source of this 1303-nucleotide messenger RNA. RefSeq lists its product as uncharacterized. The record is from RefSeq and is a predicted model, not a curated record. Lineage: Eukaryota; Metazoa; Arthropoda; Arachnida; Araneae; Theridiidae.
GCCAAUCAAUUCAUGUUCUAAGAAAUCGUUUGCUUUUUAUGUUAUCGAUCAGAAGAGGAGGGCGGCGAAGGACAACAACAGCAGAAAAGAGUUCUAUCAACAAGUCACCAAGGGAACCACUGGACCAAACAAAAGCACGUGAUUCCUUCAAUGCAGUCAAGAAUGUUUUUAAGUAGUCGAAGAGAGGCAGAGAGAAUGCACCGGAAAGAAAUGUUAAAAAGACAAUGAGUCAACUACGGGACAUAAUGGCCUUUUCUAGACGCCGACCUCCAGGGAAGAAGGCAAAUCUAAUGAAUCAUCGGCGGCGCUAUGAGAACAAGUGAUGCUCGCUCGACUCAACUCAACGCCGGAGAUCUCAUUGUUGCCCACGGGUCUGGGGAAUCACUAUACUUCCAGUAGUCGACACCUCAUACCCCCUGGGAGACGGAGAUUUCCUUAUAACAACAACAACUCCGAUUUUAAUGGAGAUCCAAACGCACCUGAAGCAAACAUGAGCUUCCGUGAGCAGCAAGAAUAUUUUGGUCCCGAUGUGUUGGUCAUCAUUGGAUUGGUAUUGGCCUGCUUGGGUGCCAUUCUCACCCUUAUCAGUUUCUACUGUCACUUCAAACAUCCCGCCAUUCAAGCCACAAUGGCGGGCAUCGGACCAUCCCUGGUUGGCAUAGGUCUUCUAUUCUGUGUCCUCAGAUUGUUCUUUUGUACAUUUUUCAUCAGCAGGACAUGUUGCGAGUGCAUCGGGGAUGGACUCAGGUAUCUCAUUCUGCGUUGUCCAAUCUGCAAGUGUUGUCGAAAAAAGAAAAAAGUACACCCACUCCAGGUGAAGGACAUCAAGCCCAUCCUCAACGGGUCUGUGAGCAAGCAAAAUGGCGGCUUCAGAGAACGCCCAUCCGCCAUCGAAAUGCUUCCACCUCAUCAUCGAAUAAUGGAGCCCAUCCACGAAUCCGAGGAACAGACGACGAAAAAGAUUUUUGCAAGUGAUUCGAAACUUCAUUCGGAUGAUGAUCCACCCAAAGAGGAGGAGGAUAUCCUCAAAGAUGAGAUAGAUCUUUUAGAGUCCAGUUCACCACAUUCCGAAAACAGUCUUCAUAAGAAUAUAAAUGAGCUCGUGUUAAACUCACGUUAUUAAACAUGAAAAUAAAAUAUCAUCCAUCUCCUAACACAAAGUCUCUUCUUCUGGUAAGAUCUUUCCUAUAGUAUUAGAAUUCGGUAGAUGUAGUCGCAAAUAUCCAAAUGAAUCCACUUUUGUACUACUUGUAAAUAAAUAAAGCAAAGAAACUAAAGCAGAAAUAAUAAAAUUAUACAGAAA